AUGGCUUUGCAUACUCGUUCUAACAGCUUACCCUCUAGGCCACACCCGAUCAUUGAAGAAGUUGAUGAACUUUUGUGUAGAUUGAGGUCUUCUGAGGCCACCUCCACAUCUUCAUCAUCAAUAUGCAACAAACUAAGUAGCCUCCAACACUUGCAUGAUUCUGUUGAUAGGUUUCUUCAGUUGCCCCUCACUCAACAAGCCUUAGCCCAAGAGCAGAACGAGAAAUGGACUAAUAAGUUGUUAGAUGGCUCACUCCGGCUGUUGGAUGUUUGUGGAACUGCCAAAGAUGCCUUGUUGCAAACCAAGGAAUGCAUCCAGGACCUUCAAUCGAUCAUGCGAAGAAGGCGGGGAGGUGAAACUGGAGCUCUUACAAGUGAGGUUAGGAAAUACUUAACCUCCAGGAAGAUGGUGAAAAAGACAAUCCAAAAGGCUAUGAAGAAUCUCAAGGGAACCGAAAACAGAUCCACCUUCUCUUCCCUCAACAAGGACAGUGAGACUAUUUCCAUUGUGAGCGAGUUGAGAGAUUUUGAAGCAGUCACUCUUGCAGUGUUCAAAUCACUGCUGUCCUUCAUCUCCGGCCCAAAAUCACAGCCAAACAGCAGCUGGUCAUUGGUCUCCAAGAUGAUGCAAUCAAAACAAGUAGCUUGUGAGGAAGAAACAGAAGUAAAUGAAUUUGCAGAGGUGGAUGCUUCAUUGCAGUCACUCAUUGGACACAAGACAAGCAAAUCUCAUUCCCAAAGUGCAGAUAAUGCACACAACCAGUUGGAGAAGCUGGACGCAUGCAUUCAAGAUCAGGAAGACGGACUUGAGUGCCUAUUUAGGCAAAUGAUCAAAACAAGAGUCUCCCUCCUCAACAUCCUAAACCACUAG
Prunus armeniaca (apricot) is the source of this 870-nucleotide messenger RNA. NCBI's taxonomy places the organism in Eukaryota, Viridiplantae, Streptophyta, Magnoliopsida, Rosales, Rosaceae. The record is from the annotation of a GenBank genome assembly.